UACGCACUGGGGUUCAUAGACAGUCAAUGGUUUCAACGGACAAGAGGGUCGCCCAUUGCGGUAAAAAAAUAACAAACGAUUUAGACAGGAGUGGUUUCCAUCUGAGUUGACAUCACUGUUCUCUGCAGUAGACCGGAGUUCUAUUUUACUGAAGAGGUAGGUGGUCCACGUAAUCCUUCAACCCAAAGAUGAAUUUUGAGCAGCCCCCUCCAUACCCAGGUGGCCCCAGUGCUCCAGGCUACCCAGCCCAGGGUCCACCUCCUCAAGGCUACCCGGCUCAAGGUUACCCUCCACAGGGAUACCCAGUGAACAUGGAUCAGCCCAAUCCAGCCUACCCCAACUACCCUGCAGGAGCAAUGGGCCCUGGAGGUCCUUAUCCUGGCCCGGGCCCUUAUCAGGGGUACCCUGGACAGCAACAGUAUGGCUGGCAGGGGGGACCCCCUCAUGGGCCUAUGUACGGGGAACCACCCAAAAACACAGUGUACGUGGUGGAGGACAGGAGAAGAGACGACACAGCGGACACAUGCCUGACAGCCUGCUGGACAGCUCUGUGUUGCUGCUGUCUCUGGGACAUGCUGACAUAACAUAUUCCCCGAAUGUUCGCUCCUAUUACCCACUUGUCCCCCCAUUUCUGUGCCUCAAGCCCCUUCAUUCCUCCCCCAUCUGCCUUACACCUCACACUUCUUCAGACCCCCCCCCCCCACAAGUCCGAUGCUUGUCUAUAAAUAAAAGCCUUGAUCCCAUACGGACGCCUCCUGAAAAGCCACUAAUUCCUUCUUAAUGUGAAGCCCUCAGCACUGACUGACUGCCUGACCCUGUGCAGGGGAAACUCUGUAGCGGCUUGUAACUGAGCUUCUAAGCAUAACCUGAAUCUCAGGCUCCUCGCUGUAAUCGUACACCAACACACAACAGGUGCACACACACACAACUUAGUUACACAAUAACAUGCAUCCACACACAUGCAGUGUACUUGGAUCUCAGGCUCAUCUAGUGUGAGGCUCUUUGGCACUUUAUGAUGAUUACCUCUGUAAGAUAUCACUCCUGCCUUCCCUCUUAAACAUUGCUUACCCUUCCUAACCUGCACUCAGCUAUGCUACUCCCCGUCGCCAAGGGCAACCCCGUUUCCUGGACUCUGCAUUUCCCACAGGCCGCCAAGACCCUGGCUGAUAAUGAGCCUCAGGGCGCUUUUCAGAUGCUUGAAAUAUAUCCCUUUCAUUUGCACAGAAGUCUCUCUCACUGACGUUUGUCUUCAAGUGAAAUCAUACGACAACAAAUGGAAUGCAUUUUUGAUGAAGACAGUGAUUUAUGUGUGAUUACUGUUCACAUUUGAUGGCCUCGAUGUUCCUUAUUUUCAUGGUGAUCUUGAUAUGAAAAAUUAUUCCAAUAUUAUUUUUAUUACAUACCUUGAGAUAAAACUGAGAAUAUGAAAAAGUUGUGAUUGCUGAACAGAAGAAACCAAAUGACUUGUUUAAACCUUUUUGCUUUGGAUGAGAAUCUUGCAUUAAAAAUAAUUUAUUCCCAUUAAA
Cheilinus undulatus (humphead wrasse) is the source of this 1526-nucleotide messenger RNA. RefSeq names its product cysteine-rich and transmembrane domain-containing protein 1. Lineage: Eukaryota; Metazoa; Chordata; Actinopteri; Labriformes; Labridae. The coding region runs from base 189 to 584 and encodes 131 amino acids. The transcript has 3 exons. The record is from RefSeq and is a predicted model, not a curated record. Gene Ontology annotation, cellular component: extracellular exosome.